AUGAUCUUCCGCUCUGCAGUACCCGAUAUCGAGAUCCCAUCAUUGGGUGUCUACCAAUACGCAACGCGAAAUGAAAACGGAAUUGAUGACAACAAGCCAGUAUUUAUCGAUGCUGCGACCGGUGUCGAAUUGACGUUUGGUGCAUUCAAGAGGGACUCAAAGAGACUGGCAGCUGGAUUACAGGAUAAGCUCGAUUUGAAGAAGGGCGAUGUGGUGGCUAUAUUCUCACCUAAUCAGGUCGAUUAUGCCAUAGUCUUCUUUGGCGUAAUUGCAGCUGGUGGCAUCCCAACACUGGCAAGUCCUCAGCAAACCCCGAAAGACUUCCAAGCUCAACUCUGCAAUUCAACCGCCUCAAUCAUAAUUGUCCAUCCGCUCAUCUUGGCCACUGCUCUCGAAGUAGCAAAAAACUGCGAGUUUCCUCUGGCAAAGAUUUUUCUUUUCG
This is a messenger RNA of Paraglomus brasilianum, 442 nucleotides long. The record is from the annotation of a GenBank genome assembly. NCBI's taxonomy places the organism in Eukaryota, Fungi, Glomeromycota, Glomeromycetes, Paraglomerales, Paraglomeraceae.